AUGCAGAUUGUGUAGUUACAAAAAUUGCAUGCGAAAGCUAUUGAAGUCUCCCUUCUUGCAUUCAAUUGUCAAAUGGUUAGGGAUGAUUUAAUCAGACAGAAUAAAAUUUUUAAUGGAGUUUUUGUGAUUUCUAGCCAUGUGUUCAGGUUAAACUUUUAAGUAAUGAUUUACUAACAUACCAAUUAGGUGAAAUUAAUUAAUAUGGAGUAAAUUUUCCAAGGAAAACAGCUCUUGUUGGUGCUCAAAAAUUAAAUGCUGAAUAAUAACAAUAUUGUUAGACUAAAAUUAAAUAAGAUAGAGGCAGAUAUUCAUGGACUGCUUGGUCAGCUUGCAGAGAUUACAUAUGUAAAGAUGCAGUUCUCCUGA
Messenger RNA from Paramecium pentaurelia, 366 nucleotides. The record is from the annotation of a GenBank genome assembly. NCBI's taxonomy places the organism in Eukaryota, Ciliophora, Oligohymenophorea, Peniculida, Parameciidae.